GAUGUACGAAGGACGCGAGAUCCCCGUUUUCGCGGCGAAGUAAUGUGUGUUGACGUGCGCGAGUGAACCACUUCUCCGCGUAUCGUCCUUGCCCGUUUGCGCGAUCGGAGGACCCGCGGGUGGAGAUCGUCUUCCGAAGGCGGCAAGGACGUCGGGGACGACGUGCGCGGUCACGACGACGACGACGACGACGACGACGAGGACGACGACGACGGCCUGCGUCUCGCCCAACUAUGGCGUUAAAUCCGCGUGAUAUGGACGGCUUCAUGCCGCUCCUGUCAACGACGGAUAUCAAGAAGAAGCUCAACGUCGGCAGCGCGCUGCUCAAUUACCUUGGCGAUUCGGGCAAGAGCAUCGAGUGCCAGGACAUCGGCAUGUUCAUCGACAACGUUAUACCGUGGCUCGGCAACGGUAAUCCCAAGGUUGUUCAGAACGGACUAGAGAUCCUCACGUAUCUCGCCGAUCGGAUGGGUCACGACUUCAAGCCUUACAUCUCUACCAUCAUCCAGCCGACGAUAGAUAGACUAGGUGACAGUAAAGAUGCUACUAGGGAAAAGGCGCAACUGGUGCUCCUGAAAAUUAUGGAGAAAGGAUGUAUGUCUCCUCAGAAUCUUCUGGAUAGACUUCGUCCAGCCUUUAAUCACAAAAAUGCAAAAUUACGAGAGGAAGCUCUCAUCUUAUUGACGACAACGCUGAACGAACAUGGAGCGGAUGAAAUGGCGUUGUCAGGGGUAAUCCCGAGUAUCGUAAAGUUGCUAUCUGAUCCAUCGGAAAAGGUUCGGGAAACCGCUUUGAACACGCUGGCGGACAUCUAUCGACACGUAGGCGAAAGAUUACGCGUCGAUUUGCAAAGAAAGCACAAUGUGCCGCAAGCCAAAAUGCUUCUGCUAAUAGAAAAGUUUGAUCAACUAAAGGCCGCCGGUGAUCUUUUACCCUUGGCGAUGUCAUCCGAUGUUGGCAAGGAUAGCGACGAACUCGAUAGAGCGAUCAAGUCGGCUCCCGUUAAAAGGUUGAAUAUGCCUCCAAAGAGAGGUCAGUUCGGGCCUGCCAGAACACCAGUUUCUGCCUUAGCUCCUGGUACUCCAUCCUACACGGUCCCAAGGGCAACGACCGUCAAAAGAGCACUGUCAGUAAGAUCAACAUCAGCGCAAGCCGGAGCCGUUGAUGAAGAAAGCUUUAUUACUUCAUUCGAGGAUGUACCUCCUGUCAAUCUAUUCUCGGCAAAGGACCUCGAAGAACAGAUGAAAGUUAUCAAGGAUACCGUGGGUGAUGAUAAAAAGGACUGGAAACAGAGAAUGGAUAGUAUGAGAAAGCUAAGAGCCAUUGUACUCGCGGGUGGCACUAAUUAUGAAAAUUUCCACGAGUGCCUAAAGAACGUACAGCGACCAUUCGAGCUGGCCUGCACCGACCUUAGAUCACAAGUAGUGCGAGAGGCGUGUAUAACUCUCGCCUUUCUGAGUCAGAGUCUGAAGACCAAAUUCGCCAGUUUUGGCGAGGCAGUUUUGCUCACGUUAAUGAACCUCAUACAGAACAGUGCCAAGGUCGUGGCGACAGCCGGCGCGGUGGCAGUUCGGUUUAUCCUUCAAAAUACCCACUGCAGUCGAUAUGUGCCUAUUAUUAUAUCGUGCGUGAGCAAUAAGAGCAAAGACAUUCGCAGGGCGUCCUGGGAAUAUUUGGCUUUGAUCCUGCAAACCUGGCCUACGCAGAUAUUGCAGAAGCACAUAACAGUACUGCCGGACGCACUCAAGAAGGGCAUCGCGGACUCCGAUGCGGAAGCGCGAGUCUUUGCCAGGAAAUCAUACUGGGCAUUUAAAAAUCACUUUCCAGAACAGGCUGAGAUCCUACUUAAUAAUUUGGACGCGUCAUAUAAACGCUCCUUGAUGUCUCUCAGCAAUAGUGGCAGUAGUAACAGCUUAAAUGUCGUGGCUAAUGCGAGAUCGUCUAGUGUUAGCCCGCGUACAGCUAGACCGGUGAUGAGCGCGGCAGGUAGUACGGAAAAUUUGCAUCAGACCACGGGUCAACCGCAAGGUCCGCUCAGACGUACCCCGUCCUUGCCUCGAUCUUAUCGUCAAUCUGGUAUCCCGAUACUACAAAGACCAACAGACAGUCAUUAUCGAGGAACACCAGGAGUUAGAUCUACCAGUGCGAUUGAUCUGCAAGCUGCUCAAAGAGCAAAAGCGAGAUUGAUGUAUGCGAAUAUGAGCAGACAGAAAGCAGCAGCUGCACUUCCUCGUCCUAGCAAAUCUCCGGAUCCUAACGCUGUUGCUAGCCCGGAAAGAAUUGCAAGAACAAGGACAAGAGUGUCGGGAGUGUCACAAUCUCAACCUAGCAGUAGAUCGGGUUCCCCAUCGUCUAGAUUAAGUUACGCCACAUACAAUCGAGAGGGCGAAUCAUUGAUAGGUAGACCGAGACGAUUAUCCGGGCACACUAUUGGUAGCACAAGCAAUAGUCGCGAACCCAGUCCACAAAGAUUCGGAAUGGAUAGGAGUUUCGCGAGUAAACUAAGAGGGAGAAAUCUACAUAUGUCACCAACGGACAGCACUAGGCCACCAGUUAUGGCGCAGAAGAUGCUGCAGAAAUCACGCGAGGCGGAAUCCGCUUUGGCGGAUGCUCUGACCUUUGAUAGUAUCGACAGUUACACCAGAAUACCAGGCAACAAAGGGGAUCACAGUGAUGACAGCGAAAAUAGCAGUAUAUGCUCGGAAAGAAGCAUCGAUGGUUAUAGACGAGCCAGUGAUUCGUUCUCAUGGAGUGGCUCUCAACCGAGACUAUAUCGUGAUCUAUGGGAUCAGUCUAUCCCAAAGGAUAUCAAAGAAAUUAUUGAAAAUUGUGGUCAUAAACAUUGGGGAGACAGGAAAGAAGGCUUAGUGGGCUUACAACAUUAUUUGAGCAGUGGAAACACUUUGACAGCAACAGAUUUGCGUAGAGUGACGGAUAUUUUUACAAAAAUGUUUAUGGAUUCCCAUACCAAGGUAUUCAGUUUAUUUCUGGACACGUUGAACGAAUUAGUGAUUACUCACAAUGAAGGUCUUGGCGACUGGCUAUACGUUUUGUGCGCGAGGCUUCUUAAUAAAUUAGGCACCGAUUUAUUGGGAUCCAUACAAGCCAAAAUCCAUAAAACGCUUGAUGUUGUAAGAGACUGUUUCCCGGGCCAACAGCUUCUACCAGCUGUGAUGAGGUAUCUGACAGAUCCAACACAAACACCCAAUUCUCGCGUGAAAGUAGCAGCAUUGACUUUUAUCACGCAGAUCGCUGAAACGGCAGAACCGUCCGCGCUGGGCAGUUCUGCAGCGACAGCACUUGCACGACUGCUCGAUUGGUCAAAUGAUGGCAAAAGCCAUGAUGUGAGGAGACACGCGCAAAACGCUGUGAUAUCACUUUACAAUCUCAAUCCACCUCAAGUUACUAUGAUCCUUUCUGAAUUACCGAAAUACUAUCAAGAGACAGCUUGGCCCCUCGUACAAAAUCAUCUAAGGAAAUCAUCCGCUUCUAGUAAUCCGGCGUCACCUGGCACGCCACCGCCUAGAGCGCAAAGCUCGCCAGCUCGAACGAAAGCGAAGAACGAUGUUAAAGUGGAAAUGAAGACUGAAAUCGACGGAGGAGACGAGAACUUGGAAGAAGUAUACAAUUCUUCCUACAGAUCUCUACGACGCACAACCGCCGAAAUCCAGAAUUACGGCUUUGAACGUUUGGAGAGAGCCACCACUAGUAAAGACAGCGGUAUCAGUAAUAUGGCCGAUGUAGAAGAAAGAAUGGAAGGUCUUACAUUAUCCAAUUCGGGUCGAUCUUCAUCCGUUUCCUCACCGACGCAACGAGGACGAUCUGUUAGUAACAUAACUGUGAAUGGAUCUGAUACGAUUGCUGGUGAUUUGAUUCUACCUCAAGAAAAUAAUGGUUAUAAAACGCAUGGAUCAUCCCCUGAUUUGAUAAACAGACCAGAAAUCGUGGAUAAUAUGGUUAAAACUCUGCAAUCUAAAGUGGCACAAACUUCGGAGAAAGUAGCAGCAUUGCAAGAAUUUCAACUAUAUGUCCGUGAAGGCGAUUCAUCAUAUAUUAAACGAAACUUCAAAAAAGUGCUCAAAGUCCUGUUAGAUAGCUUGUCCAAUGAUGCUAAAGUGGUACAAGUAGAAGUGUUGCAAACGCUAAUCGAUAUGCUUAAAUGUCCCGAAUUAGUAGAAAGCUUUUCCUCUUACAAUGAGCUAUUGGUAUUAAAAGUUAUCUAUGCCUACAAAUCAGAUGAUCAAAAAGUCGAUUCUUCCGGCGGUAGCGGUGGCAGAUCUCCAGUCCAUUGGAACGCGGAGAAAUGCGCAGCGACGAUGGCCAUGGUUCUAAAACCGGAACAAAUUAUUCAUUUGGUUUCUACUAUAAUUGCUACAGAAUCGUAUCCACUAAAUAUGGGCGCGAUAAAAAUGUUACACAAGGUGGUGGAGCACUGGGGUCGAGAUGCUAUCGAACCUCACCUCGCCAACGUUAUGCCGGGCCUUAUCAAGGCUUAUGACGAUGCCGAAAGCGCAGUUCGCAAAAGUGCGGUUUUCUGUAUGGUAGCGAUCCAUGUUGCGGUCGGCGAAGAAGUACUGAAGCCACAUCUGAGCUGUCUGUAUUCCAGCAAACUUAAGCUCUUGAACAUCUACAUACAGCGUGCACAGCAACAGGCAAACAGUCAACCUGCAAGUCCGCGUAGUAAUAACAAGAAUUAACUAACAUCCAAUACCACGACUCUCAGGGUCGCGAUACUUAAGAGAUUCGCCCGCUUCGGCGCGCGGCAUGAGCGAGUGCUUGUUAGCUUCCUCAGUAAGUCCGAUCCGUGAUGAUGGUCGAUGACGAUGACGAUUUUAACAAUAUGACACGGAAGUUUUUGAUACGAUAGAGACUGAUGUGUGUAUGUAUGUGUGUGUGCGCGCGCGUCACUUCGCAACGGCAUGCGUGCGAUCGCUGUCCGAUACGACAGUGAUGUUGUAUACUGAAUCAGCGCGACGAUAUUCGUUCCGGUAUUACGUUUAUCGAAAUAUUUGCUUAUAGAAGAUUAAGUGCGUCUUGUACAUGUUAAUUCUUAUAAGCGAGUGAAGAUUACGAAGAAAAUUCCUAAUGUAUUAUUCACUUAAUUUUUUUCGUCUUUUUUUUUGAGUACGAAAUAAUUAUUUCUACAAGAUUAAUUGUAAAGUAAGAAUGUGUAAGUAGGAAGUGCGUAAGCGAGCAUCACAUUGUAAUUUUAGUUGGCAAAUGCAUUUUCACACAAUAUUUUGUGGUACGCUCGUAAUAUUUAUUUCAUAAAAAAGUUCUUCGUGAAAUUUAUGCAAAAUUAUGUGUCCAUUUGUGCGAAAUGAACGAUUUUUCAAUUUGUUCACUUCUACUAUAAUUGUCUUUUUUUAUUUCCUACUUAUUAUCGAUACUGUACAUAUGAUCUAUGUGAGCUAUGCCGUGUUUUAUAGUGGGAAGUUACAGUAUUCAGAAAGUAUAAUAUUUUCGUUGAUACGUA
Messenger RNA from Pogonomyrmex barbatus (red harvester ant), 5476 nucleotides. It is a transcript of the gene chb, whose product is annotated as CLIP-associating protein. Gene Ontology annotation, molecular function: microtubule binding. NCBI's taxonomy places the organism in Eukaryota, Metazoa, Arthropoda, Insecta, Hymenoptera, Formicidae. Gene Ontology annotation, biological process: establishment of mitotic spindle localization; mitotic spindle assembly. The record is from RefSeq and is a predicted model, not a curated record. Gene Ontology annotation, cellular component: mitotic spindle; spindle microtubule; basal cortex.